AUGGGGGAGACGUCUCCUGCAAAAGGCGCUUCAAAGUCAGCAGCAAUAGCGACUGGUCUAGUGACGUUCGCCGUUGAUGGAAGACCCCGUACACACCGGAACAAGACGGGGAAAUCUCGGUCUGGUUGUGUUACCUGCAAGAAGCGACGUAUACGCUGCGAUGAAGCCAAACCAACAUGUCUGAACUGCACCAAGUCCAAACGGACUUGCGAAGGAUACAUUCAAAAGCCUGCGGCCGGGGCAUCGAAACUUGCUGGGGAAUCCCGCUCAUUGCUCAUCAAGCCAAACUACGAGGCUAAUAUCUUCACCAACCAGCUGGAAAAGGAUCAUUUCGAUUACUGGAUGACCUUCACCAAAGAGUUUUCCCUUUUCCCGUCGGAUCUAAUGACACAAUUGUUGCCUCAAAUCGCGCGUGAUGAACCCGCGAUUCGCCACGCAGCUUUUGCGAUUGGCGCGGCGACCAUGAACACUCACACACGCCUUCAACGAACAACAGGCACUGGCCCUUUCAAGGAAGAGGCGCUGAAGCACUAUGGAAAAGCGAUAAGUAUCGUCCGGAACAGCGAGCCCUCGAGAAAAAGCAUACCACGCGCUUUGCUAUCCUGCCUUCUGUUUGUCACUUUCGAGGCCUUGCAGGGCAACCGCAAGACGGCUUUGGCGCACAUAAACCACGGGUGCAACAUGCUUGACCAAAUUACUCGGCUGGGCGUGUCUGGCAAUUGCCCUCCCAAAUUGAUUCAAGAGGUUCACUCAAGCUUCCGGCGUUUCACACUUUUGUCAUGGAGUCUUAAUGGCCUUCACCCUCAGGAAACUGAGUCAUACGUGCCAUGGUGUUGUCGAGGCUGGAGGACUCGCUACGCCAUAGACGAGUUGCCUCCGUCCUUUUCCGACCUUGGGGAAGCUGAGAAGUGGUGGGAAAUCGUACAGCACCACGUCAUAUAUCAGUCCAAGAUUAAAUCCGGGUGGGCAUUUGAGGGCCUUCAACAUAAUAACCCCGAGCCCAUGACGAAAAUAUCCACUGAAGAUGCCCAGAAAUACCUUGGUGUAAUGGAAAGAUGGCGUGAGCGGUUCAGACCCUUGACAAAGGGUGCCCUUCGCGAAAAGACGUCCAAUCAGAAGGCUUACCUGCAGAUGGUGAGCCUCCGGAUUCAUUAUCUGUCGCUUGAAUUGCUCUUGAAAACCUUGUACUACAGCGAUCUUGAAGUAUUGGCAUCGUCAACUCCUACUUUCAAAGCGAUUGUGUCCCUCUGCAGGAUAGUUCUAAAGGGACAGGACGAUAGUCCACAAUCGGCAAAAGAGGUUUUCACAAUGGAUAGCGGUCCGACAUUACCGCUGGUGGUUGCUGGAGUAUUUUGUGUUGAUGCUGAGACUCGAGAAGAGGCGCAUCAGCUGUUUCGUGAUUAUCCUCGACGGGAUGCAAUAUAUGAUUCCCGGGUCUUCGAGGCGACUUUGAGGUCGACUCAAGUUUUAAGGGCAGAGACUAGUGAAGACCAUGAAGAGGUCUGCAGGGAGAUUUUGCGCAACAAGCAAAUUAUUUUUGGGGACGAUGUGAUUCGAAGGAGGACAUAUCAGCCGGACGAUGGUAGUGGGACAUGGCGAGUCACUCUCGAACAAACGACGCCCCUAGAACCUUCAAAACAAGGGGUUAGAUUUGUGAGAAGUCGAAACGGGGACUCUGAUUUCUUGUAA
Colletotrichum truncatum is the source of this 1689-nucleotide messenger RNA. RefSeq names its product C6 zinc finger domain protein. Gene Ontology annotation, molecular function: DNA-binding transcription factor activity, RNA polymerase II-specific; zinc ion binding. Gene Ontology annotation, biological process: regulation of DNA-templated transcription. The record is from RefSeq and is a predicted model, not a curated record. NCBI's taxonomy places the organism in Eukaryota, Fungi, Ascomycota, Sordariomycetes, Glomerellales, Glomerellaceae.